AUGGGUGCCAUUCAACAAAUGCUUCACCGGAAAGUCCCGGAUGGACAAACAGGUGUGAACAAAGCGGACAAAGUCUAUCUCCUUGGGAAGCUCACAUUUUGGGAGAGACUUCAAGCAAUCACUGUAUCAACAGACACAGAUGUUUCCCUUUCUUCAUAUGAUGAAGAUCAGGGAUCCAAACUUAUUCGAAGAGCCAGAGGCCCAUUCGUACCCAUUGGAAUGGCAGGUUUUGAAGCAAUUGUUACAUAUGGAUCAUACAAAUUGAAGAGCAGGGGAAAUACUAAAAUGUCCCUUCAUCCGAUCCACAUGCGUGUGGCAGCCCAAGGCUGUGUUGCAGGAGCAAUGACUGUUGUUAUGGGCUAUUCUAUGUAUCAGGAAUUCUGGGCAAAACCUAAGCCUUAA
Molecule: messenger RNA, 402 nt
Organism: Pongo pygmaeus (Bornean orangutan)
Lineage: Eukaryota; Metazoa; Chordata; Mammalia; Primates; Hominidae
Product: HIG1 domain family member 1A, mitochondrial-like
Exons: 2
Coding region: 1-402 (133 amino acids)
Biological process (GO): negative regulation of apoptotic process; mitochondrial respirasome assembly
Cellular component (GO): mitochondrion
Source: RefSeq, a predicted model, not a curated record